This is a messenger RNA of Protopterus annectens (West African lungfish), 10139 nucleotides long. RefSeq names its product RNA polymerase III subunit A (gene POLR3A). Bases 141 to 4907 code for a protein of 1588 amino acids. The record is from RefSeq and is a predicted model, not a curated record. NCBI's taxonomy places the organism in Eukaryota, Metazoa, Chordata, Ceratodontiformes, Protopteridae. The transcript has 30 exons. Gene Ontology annotation, molecular function: DNA binding; DNA-directed RNA polymerase activity. Gene Ontology annotation, biological process: DNA-templated transcription.
GUAAGGUGAAAGGUGAAACAUAGGGGCAGGGUUAUUUCUCGUAGAAACAUGUGUGCUUUUUAACUUGGCAUUCGGCAUGUAAUGUUUGUUAGUAGCAAAAUUAGUUUUCACUUCUUCACUCCUUGACUCUGUCUUACACAAUGGUGAAAGAGCAGUUUCGCGAGACUGAUGUGGCUAAGAAAAUAAGCCACAUAUGCUUUGGGAUCAAGUCAUCUGAACAGAUGCGACAACAAGCUCACAUCCAGGUUGUGAGUAAGAAUUUGUAUAGUCAAGACAACAGCCAUUCACCUGUCCAGUAUGGAGUACUGGACCACCGUAUGCUACGUGGCGUUAUGGAGGCAAUUUUAAAGGAAUUAGCGACAGUGGUCGACAAACUGUUAAAAGCCUAUACAGUAGCUAACACUAGGAGGAUUGGUCAUGACGAGAGGGGUGAAGAUGUUUUGGUGAGUCCAACGGAAUCGCAACUGCGGUUGUUCACCUUACAUUCACCGGCUGAAUCUAUUCCACCCGGUCAAGGGGAGGCGAGUAGUUCCUAUGCGGAUGUAGCAGCGUCUCAGAACCUGAGGAACAACGGUUUGAGAGGGAGCAGAGACCAGAAUAGGAGGAUGCACGAGGGGAGGUUUGACAUCACUUCCUGGUUCCAGGCUCCGGCGUUUGGUGAAGUUACCAGUACGAAUGAGAGAAGAGCUUCACGUCCUCGUUUAAAUGAGCAGAUUUUAAGAUACGAGAAAUUAUGUACAAGGUUUCGGGCGGUACAGUUGGACAGCCUUUUUUUGAAAAAAUCGAAGGAGAUGAACCAGGUCCCGAUGGGUCUGCGAGUAUGGAAGAGACCCAUGGGAGUGGACGACAAUUCAGUAGCAUUUCACGAGCUAACAGCAUUGUUUAAUAAAACUGGGUUGGACAUGAUGGAUAUUAUACUAAAGAACAACGAGACUAAAUUAACAGAGCUACAGGAGCAGAUUGAACAGCUCCACGUGAGUAUCACUACUGACUUACUAUUUGAACAGAAUUUGGCGAAUUUUAACAAAACAUUGAACAAUAUUAACAGUUUUGUCAACAAAAAUAUGGCUAAAAAGAAAAAGAAGCUUGAAAGGGAUAGUGUUGACUAUAAAAAUAAAAGGGCCUAUCCCCCUGGUGUACGAAGAAAUGACUGUAAUACUAACACACAUGAGAGUAAUGUUGUUAAUGAAGGUAUGAUCUGCAAGACGUGUUCCCACAUCAUGCUGUCUGCUGAAGAGAAAAAACAGUUUUUAGAUGUUUUAAAGAGGCCUGGUUUGACCUAUUUACAAAAAAGAGGGCUUAAAAAGAAAAUUUCUGAGAAAUGCAGGAAGAAGAACACUUGUCCUUACUGUGGAGCCUUCAAUGGACCUGUAAAGAAGUGUGGUUUGUUGAAGAUAAUGCAUGAAAAAUACAAAACUAAUAAGAAAGUAGUGGAUCCCUUCGUGUCAGAGUUCCUUCAGUCUUUUGACCUUGCUAUAGAGCAUAAUAAGGAAGUAGAAACGUUGUUGGGAAGAGCUCAGGAAAAUCUUAAUCCCUUGGUGGUGCUGAAUCUUCUUAGAAGAAUCCCAACUGAAGAUGCCCCUUUGUUGCUAAUGAAUCCUGAGGCAGGGAAGCCAUCAGACUUGAUCUUGACUCGAUUGUUGGUACCUCCCCUAUGUAUAAGGCCCUCUGUGGUGAGUGACCUGAAGUCCGGCACAAAUGAGGAUGAUCUGACCAUGAAGCUAACAGAAAUAAUCUUUCUCAAUGAUGUCAUAAAAAAGCACCGAAUGUCAGGAGCAAAAACACAGAUGAUAAUGGAGGACUGGGAUUUCCUGCAACUACAAUGUGCUCUUUACAUCAACAGUGAACUUUCAGGCAUUCCACUGAACAUGGCACCUAAGAAAUGGACCAGAGGCUUUGUGCAGAGGCUAAAGGGAAAACAGGGUCGAUUUAGAGGCAAUCUGUCUGGAAAACGAGUGGAUUUUUCAGGAAGAACUGUAAUCUCCCCUGAUCCUAAUCUGCGAAUUGAUGAAGUAGCAGUCCCAGUUCAUGUUGCCAAGAUCUUGACAUAUCCUGAAAAAGUAAACAAAGCAAAUAUUGAACUCAUGCGGAAACUUGUUAGAAAUGGACCUGAGGUUCACCCUGGAGCCAACUUCAUUCAGCAGCGACAUACCAACAUGAAAAGGUUCUUGAAAUAUGGCAACAGGGAGAAGAUGGCACAGGAGCUGAAGUUUGGUGAUAUUGUCGAACGGCACCUCAUUGAUGGUGAUAUAGUACUGUUCAACCGGCAGCCUUCCUUGCAUAAGUUGAGCAUAAUGGCUCACAUUGCCCGAGUCAAACCUCACAGAACAUUCCGCUUUAAUGAAUGUGUAUGUACACCAUACAAUGCUGACUUUGAUGGUGAUGAAAUGAACCUUCAUCUUCCUCAAACAGAGGAGGCAAAAGCUGAAGCACUUGUAUUGAUGGGGACUAAAGCCAACUUGGUUACUCCUAGAAAUGGAGAACCACUCAUUGCAGCUAUUCAGGAUUUCCUGACAGGUGCCUAUCUCCUUACUUUAAAGGACACCUUUUUCGAUCGAGCCAAAGCAUGUCAGAUUGUUGCUUCGAUCCUUGUUGGGAAAGAUGAGAAGAUAAAGAUAGCUCUACCACCUCCUUCUAUUCUGAAACCUGUAACCCUUUGGACUGGGAAGCAGAUCUUCAGUCUUAUCCUGAGGCCCAGUAGGCUGUGUCCUGUGAAGGCCAAUCUUCGAACAAAAGGCAAACAAUAUUGUGGCAAGGGAGAGGAUCUGUGCCCAAAUGAUUCUUAUGUUGUGAUCCAUAACAGUGAGCUGAUGUGUGGCAGUAUGGAUAAAGGAACGCUUGGUUCUGGAUCAAAGAACAAUAUAUUUUACAUCUUGCUGAGAGACUGGGGACAAGUGGAAGCUGCAGAUGCCAUGUCUCGUUUGGCCCGACUUGCCCCUGUCUAUCUCUCUAAUCGGGGUUUCUCCAUUGGAAUUGGUGAUGUAACUCCGGGUCAGGGGUUACUCAAGGCAAAACAAGAGCUGCUUGAUGCUGGCUAUGCAAAAUGUGAUGAGUACAUCGAUGCCCUAAAAACGGGUAAGCUUCAGCAGCAACCUGGCUGUACAGCAGAGGAGACGUUGGAGGCCUUGAUCCUGAGGGAGCUUUCCGUUAUCCGAGACCAUGCUGGCAGCGCCUGUCUCAGAGAGUUGGAUAAGAGUAACAGUCCCCUUAUCAUGGCCCUCUGUGGAUCUAAAGGGUCUUUCAUUAACAUCUCCCAGAUGAUUGCUUGUGUUGGACAACAAGCUAUCAGCGGAUCCAGGGUGCCAGAUGGCUUUGAGAAUAGAUCUCUCCCCCACUUUGAAAAACACUGUAAGCUUCCAGCCGCAAAGGGUUUUGUUGCAGAUAGUUUCUAUUCUGGCUUGACACCAACAGAGUUUUUUUUCCAUACUAUGGCUGGCCGAGAAGGUCUUGUUGACACUGCUGUGAAGACAGCAGAAACGGGAUACAUGCAGCGACGUCUUGUAAAAUCAUUGGAAGAUCUCUGUUCUCAGUAUGAUCUUACUGUGCGCAGUUCCACUGGUGACAUUAUUCAGUUCAUCUAUGGAGGAGAUGGCUUGGACCCAGCAGCUAUGGAAGGAAAAGAUGAACCUUUGGAAUUCAAGAGAGUGCUGGAUAACAUCAGAGCUGUUUAUUCUUGCCAGAAUGAACCUGCUCUUAGUAAAAAUGAGUUAUGCUUAACUUCAGAAGCUAUCAUGAAGAAAAAUGAGUUCCUGUUUUGCCAAGAAACCUUCUUGCAGGAUUUAACCAACAGUGGUUCUGGCAAGUUUUUAGAGGAGAUCAAAAGUUUCAUCAAAGGCAUCUCGGAGAAGAUCAAAAAAACUAGGGACAAAUAUGGCAUUAAUGACAAUGGGACAACAGAGCCUCGAGUUCUGUACCAGCUGGACAGAAUUACACCAACACAGCUUGAGCAUUUUCUGGAGACCUGCAGGGAUAAGUACAUGAGGGCUCAGAUGGAACCAGGCUCAGCAGUAGGCGCAUUAUGUGCUCAGAGUAUCGGGGAGCCAGGAACACAGAUGACUCUGAAGACUUUUCACUUUGCUGGCGUUGCCUCUAUGAACAUUACUCUGGGUGUUCCCAGGAUCAAAGAGAUCAUCAAUGCAUCAAAAGCUAUCAGCACACCUAUUAUCACUGCACAUUUGGACAUUGAUGAUGAUGCUGAUUUUGCACGCUUGGUGAAGGGAAGGAUCGAGAAAACUCUCCUGGGAGAGAUUUCAGAGUAUAUUGAAGAAGUGUUCUUGCCAGAUGACUGCUUCAUUCUUGUUAAACUGUCCUUGGAGCGAAUUCGGCUUCUGCGAUUGGAGGUUAAUGCUGAGACAGUGCGCUAUUCUAUCUGCAUGUCCAAACUGAGGGUGAAACCUAAUGACAUUGCUGUUCAUGGAGAGGCUGUUGUUUGUGUGAACCCUCGUGAAAACAGCAAAAGCUCCAUGUAUUACGUGUUGCAGUACUUAAAGGAGGAACUUCCAAAGGUAAAAGAGAAAACUUGUCAUCUGUGUAACUAUAACCAUGCUGUUUAUGGACAGUUAAAGCCAGAAGCUGGACAUAACUGCAGUGGAAGCAACAGUACUGUUAUUCGAAGAAAGUACUAUGUUUGCAUUAAAAGAAACAGCUGCGUUUUUGUUAGUGUUCCAUUGAAGGAUCCUUUGUUUACAGCGAACCGUAGUCUUGUUAUGUUAGCCAAAGUGAAGUUAAAUUCUACAAUACGUUUCUCUUUUGAAAAGCUAAGUGUAUCAGAGUGCAUUAUUAUGGGUAUCCCAAUGAAUAUUGGAACUGGACUUUUCAAGCUGUUGCACAAAGCUGACAAGGAACCAAACCCACCGAAGCGGGGACUAAUUUUUGACUGCAGUGAACUUCAUAUUCCUGUUACGUAGCGAUAUGUUGAAUUAUGUUCUUGUUUGGGAAGCAGUGCUAGUAGCCAAAAAAUGACUGAAGUUAUGCUAUGUUUGUGGUCCUUACCUGAUCUGGUAAAGUUGGCUGCAUACAUUAAUAGCUCACGUUUAGAAGGAAUCUGUUCAGAAAUGGGCUCUGGGAAGAUGGAAGACUGGUUGGCGUAUUAAUCAGGAAAUUCACCUCUUAUCAGUUAACUUACAAAAAAAUGUUUAAUUUAAGACUUAUUGGAGUUUAUUUUACAUAUUGUGAUCAGUGUGUGUUUUGUUUUUCCCCUUUUGUCUUAUAUUUUUCCCAGAAUUCCCACACCAGCAGCUGGCUCAUCACUGCCUCCUUCAGUUUCUAUAUCCUACUGCACUUUAUGGACAUCAGCUGUGCAAACACUUCCUGCAGUAAAUGAGCACUUCACUUCUAGCAUCUGAUAUCCAUGUAAAGGUUGUAGUGGAGGGCUGUGAUGCUAGGUUUUAGCUGUUUGUGGGAAGAUUUAUCAUAUAGUUAAAUUGUUAAUGCUUAAUUAUACUCUAAUUUUGGAUACAUGUGUUUUGUCUUAAUUGAAUGAGACUGUUAACCUAUGAGUAUUUUUUUACAGUACCAUAUUUUAGUCUUAGAUCCUUAAAAAGGAUGCACAGACCUUCUAUAGCAGACCCUGUGACGUCUGCAGUUAGGGGUAAUUUGUAAUUUAAUUUUGCUUUGAGUAGUAGUACUACUUGUUGAUGGUUAAAGUAUGAAGAUAUUGGCUGAAAAAAUCCUGCUUGUCUGUAGACUCCACCUGUAUUCAUGUCUGGCUUCUAAAUACCCGUUUCCUUCCCUAUCCAGUGGUUCUCUAUGGGGGAUCCUUCCCUGUCUUCAGAGGUUCUUUAUGGGGAUGGGAUGGGGGCUUUAAUUUUCCCCCUGAAUUCUUGAUGGUAAACUUAAGUAAAAUGUACUCGUCACAGAGUAGUUUUCAUGGAAUACUUUUUCCUUUGUUUACACACAUUACAUCAUGCCUAUUGUAUCAGGCCUUUAGUGUGAUAACCCCUGCUCAUUGUUAUAAUGCCCUUCAGUAUUACUUGAAGGUAGGAAGAUUGAAAAAAAAGCAUGUUUAUCUUCACUUAUUAAACAACUAUCAAGAAUUCCUUGGAGAUAGGAAAAUAAAUGAGCAGCAAGUUUCUGUCCUUUGUGCAGGAAAUGCAAAGGCUGUUUGUUCUGAAGUGACAUGAAUCAAAGCAGCAUCCAGUUAGUUCUCCCCCUCACCAGCAAAGCAGUUCACUUUACUACAUGUAUAGUGUGAUUAUUAAAAAGAAAUGCAUCAUCACUUGCAGGUUUACAAAUUGUUUGCACUUUUUUUUCUUUCUUCAUAUGUGACCCUCAACUCACCUUUAGUAAUUAAGAUGAAGGCCAAAUGACACUCUAAUGGCAUACUGGGAUAAAGCCCUAACUAUGGCCCAGUGAGUGAGGUUCGAGUAACAGCUUGGGAGCGCACCAUGGAGGGAUGGACAUUACCAUUCCUGGGAAGGUGAUUAGUUCUGUGGACGUCUUUUACAAUGAUCCCUGGUAGAAACCACGACCGUCGCUGUUGGGAGCCAUGGCAAGGUGGGUGGAAGGAUGGAGACAUGGCUGAGCUGCUGCAUAAGCAGAUCAAUGUGCAGCACAUCUCCAUUGCACACCCAUCUCUUGGACUUAACCAUAAGGUCUGCAACAGGGAAGGGAGGAGAAACAGGGUAGGUCAAAAAGAAAAGAAAAAAAAAACAGGAUGAACGUUCAGCAAACACCUCCCCAAAACAUCCUUAAGAAUCCUAUCUGACCAUGGCUAAAUUGCAGGCAUUGGAUUAAGGGAUGACUGGAGUGCUGGUAGACCCACCAAGGGUGCAGGGUAGUGGAAUGACUGGUUGAAUGAAAGAAAGGGGAGAAAGAAAUUAAAAAAAUGAUGAAAGCUUUAUCUAAUUAAAUGAGUUUUUGCCAGUAGUUUGUCACCACUGAGCAGCAACCCUGAUAGGUGUGGACUAGAGUUCUGAGAAGUUUCUGGUCGUGGGCCCCAUCAUUGAGGUCAGCCUUAUUGAUAACUCCGACCAUUUAAGUCAUCCAUGAAUUUUUGGUUGAAUUCCUCACUUGUGGGUCCUCUGGCCGCUAACAAGCUUGGGCUCCUUUAUGGUGUACUACGUAUUUGAAGUCCCUCUCCUUGGUUGAGUCAUGAAAUGAGGAGCAGCCUUAUUUCAUUUUGAUAUUUGUUUUCUGGAAGAUGAGUAAACUGUUUACUGGAAGCAUGCACAUAAGCCCCUCCCUCCAUUUCUGAAUAAAUAUUAAGGGUAUUGCUUACAUCCUAGGUGUGUCCUGACCUGGUCUGUGUUAUGCCAGCUAGGAUGAUAAAACAGCAUCAGGACAAGAAAUUUGCCCUGUCUUAAGUAUCUCGGGUGUCAAAAUUUCUUUCUCAAACUUCGACUUAAACCUUUUUUUUCUGAGGCAUUGCACAGGGCUUUUAUUUACCACCAAAGAUCAUCUGUAGCAAGACUGAUAAUGUAUCAGCUCUGCUUUGUGUUGCUGUCCAUCCAUCAGUUCAUUAAAUUGUCCUAUCUGAAUGUAAACUUUGGUCUCCAUCUUGGUUAUAACAUCCUAGGGCUUCAUUUUAUUCUGUGAACCCUCAAUAAUUAUUUUCUUUAAUAAACCUAGUUUAAAAUGACCUGUAUUAAUGAUGAUUGUACCAUCUCCUUUAAAUAUGUCCUGUGUACGGAAGAGAAUUGAACAUUUCUCCUUAUUUGUCUUUCCUGGCUUUGGGGCUUUUAAUUUCUUUGACCUCCUAGAUCUUUCUCUUAAAAAAAAUAAAUAAAUAAAUAAAUACAACUUCUAGAUAUUUUCAGUCCUCUUUCUAGAUAUUUUCAGUCCUCUUUCACUCCCAUUUCAUUGGCGUCUCACAAAAACUACAACAAACCCUUCACACAAUACAAAAUGCAACAGUGAUACUACUCCUCACCCCACUUACACUACUAUCAAACUUGCAUCUCUACAAAGAUCAAAUCGCCCACAUACACCACUCACAACAGCACCCUCCUUUAUUUCAUCACAAAUAGAGCCGCCAAAUCCCUCCAACCUAUUUAGUUGCAAAUAUGUAAAAAUUUACUUGAAAACAAUAACACCACCUCCUUAUAAACAAAUCCAGAUGUAAUUGGUACUUCCAUCUCUUUCACUCGGACGUUGAUCUAUCUAAAGUUCAGCGGAGUCAGCCAUCCAAACUCAGGCCCUACUAUUAUGUCACAAACUGCAUCAGUACUCCUCCCCAAGCUCAGCACCUCUAGCUAUUAAGUCUGACAUACUACUACUCAGUAUUAAUCAUAGAAGCAUUUGCAGUAAAUUCCAAGAUGCCUGGCAUUUUAUAACCCUGAUAUAGCUGCAGUCACAGAAACCUAGCCAAAAAAAUACCCCUUUCAGGUCAUAGCAUUUUCAGACUUGACAGAACAAAUCGACAAGAUGGUGUAGCAAUUGUAUAUAAAAACACCCUAGAACUUACCAUUUACCCACAUUUAACAAUGUAAAAUACCUUAUAGUACAUUUCAAACAGAAAACAUCCCAGUAUGUGCAGACACGUGUGUAGUUUAAAAUUCUCAAGAAACUUCAUCUCCAGAAUCAAACUCAACAACUGGACUAGCCUAAAAAUCAUGCCAAAAGAUGAUGAUGUAACACAUUUCAGUAAUUCUUUCCUUAACAGCCUCAAUGGCCAUGCACCACUCAAAGCUAAGAGAGUUAGAUCAAACCCUGCAGCUUUAACAAAAGAAACCAGGCAAAUACUACUACAAAGAGACAAUGCAUGGAAAAUUAAUGCUCUUAAUACCAAAACAAUGUAAUGCUCAAAAACAUAAUUUCCAUAUUGUCUCAUCUGACUACAAAAAUUGAUAACAGGACAGAAGCCAAGUUGCUUAGAGUAAUCAUAGAUGACAAACUCAAAACAACCAACAUAUUCUCCAAACUGUCAGAAAUACACACACAAAACUAGGCUCCCUUGUAUAGAACAAAUCAAUAUCUUAGUAUCCACAAGAAAAUCUGCAACAGCAACCUACAAUAUCCUCUGUCUACUGUAUGCAUCACCUGUCUUCACUAAUCUCAGCAAUACCCUAAAGUCCAAACUUAAUGCUUGCUUUAAUAAAAUAUCAAGAUUCGCCACAUAUUCACCUUGUAAAACCCACCACUGCAUAGUCCUAAAGCUUCUAUUUUUUUCCCAUCCAAAUCUAACCUACUGUCAACUCAUUAUUGCCCACAAACUUCGCUGUAAGCCAGAAAGUUAGCCCCAUCUAGAAGGCAUAUUACUACCAUAAAACAGCAACACAACACUAUAGUCCCAUAACAAAUCUCUCUUAGCUGUAAGUAACUCAAAAAAACAGAAACUCAUAUUCUCACUGUCUCAAAACUGUGGAUCUCCAUCCUACUAGAGUUAAAGCAUACAGAAAACAGAUGCUUUAAAAGUCUGCUAAAACAGCAUCUGCAAGAUACUUGGCUCUGUUCUUGCUCUGUGAUCUAAAAGAAAAUACAUGUUACAGUACUUCUAACAAAACAGUAGCUGAUCUGUACUAAAUUCAUAUAUAGUGAUUAUUACACCUCCUAUCUACUACUGUAAACUUUUAAAUUAUCAUAUUACUUAACUAACUUCUAUUUAAUCCUCAUUCUCCCUCAUCGUACCACUAAGUAAUGUAACUAUUACUCAACUACAUACUCCUACUUAAUCCCAGUUCUCCCUCAUUGUACUACCACUUACUAAUUUAACUAGUUACAUCCCUUAACUACCAACUCCUACUUAAUCCUUGUUCUCCCUCAUCAUACCACAACUUACUAAUUUCAACCCAAAUGUCAAGUCUUUGUCUCCCCUUGUUUUUCUUUGUAUUUCUAUCAGCCUGUGCAUUUGUGUAGGAUUGUAGCAAUUUAUUAUUUUCUGUUAUUCCUAUUGUCAAAAAUUGUGUGGUGCAAGGUUGGCAUUAAUCUGUUUCAGAUAUGUAUGCAAAAAUCUGUAGGUAACCAAGAUGAAAAUGUUACAUAUAAUGCAGAAAUUGAAAAUAUAUUGUCUGUAUGUGAAUAUUGGAGCUUUUCUUCCUGGGCCUCCAUUGAGAAAGGGUGUCUAUCCCUGUCAGAAUUUCCUGAUCAACAAAGAAUAUUAAUAUCCUCAAAGCUGUUUCUAGUAGAGGUCGGUGCUUAUGAUCCCGAUGAGCUAAUGGCAACUUUUAAUAAAGUCCUUACGGGUACUGUGAAUCACUUUA